Molecule: messenger RNA, 1105 nt
Organism: Saimiri boliviensis boliviensis (Bolivian squirrel monkey)
Lineage: Eukaryota; Metazoa; Chordata; Mammalia; Primates; Cebidae
Gene: MAP1LC3A
Product: microtubule associated protein 1 light chain 3 alpha
Source: RefSeq, a predicted model, not a curated record
ACAGGACCGUGACGCGCCCGGGAGCCCCGCCCCUCGCGUCCCCAGCCGGGGACCCAGGCUCUCUGCGCCGUGACGUCAUGAGCCCGGGCGGGCAGGUUGUGCGUCGGCCCAAUGGGAGCAGUGCGCCGGCCUCCCCUUUAAGGAAUGUUGUGACCUGACGUCACCGAGCGAGUUACCUCCCGCAGCCGCCGCCGCCGCGCUCAGCGCGAGCCCCGGAGCCCUUGAGCGUGAGGCACGGAGCCCCCGGAGCCCCCAAACCGCAGCCACAUCCCCACGUCCCAGAGCCCCGGCCUGCGCGCCCAACCGGGCCCGCGCGAUGCCCUCAGACCGGCCUUUCAAGCAGCGGCGGAGCUUCGCCGACCGCUGUAAGGAGGUACAGCAGAUCCGCGACCAGCACCCCAGCAAGAUCCCGGUGAUCAUCGAGCGCUACAAGGGUGAGAAGCAGCUGCCCGUCCUGGACAAGACCAAGUUCCUGGUCCCGGACCAUGUCAACAUGAGCGAGUUGGUCAAGAUCAUCCGGCGCCGCCUGCAGCUGAACCCCACUCAGGCCUUCUUCCUGCUGGUGAACCAGCACAGCAUGGUGAGCGUGUCCACGCCCAUCGCGGACAUCUACGAGCAGGAGAAAGACGAGGACGGCUUCCUCUACAUGGUCUACGCCUCCCAGGAAACCUUCGGCUUCUGAGCCAGCAGUAGGGGGGGGGGUCGGCCUGGGAGUGGGGGGGAGCCCGGUCAGGCCCUGCCCAGAGAACCCCUGGUUCCUGAACUGAGCUGCCUCUGCUUAGGGUGGGCUGGGCAGGGAUGUGGACCCCUAGUCAGAGGGUACCAACCCACCUACUCUGCCCCUGGGUGGUUUUGUUAGGGUUGCCCCUUUGGGUGCUGGCUGGGAUGGGGGAGGGUGGAGAGCAUCCCCCAGCACCUCUGCUGUGUGGUUCAUCUUUUUUUUAGGCCCCUGCCUGCCCCUCACCCACCCGAGGCUCUGCCCACCACCUGGACCUGCCCACCCCUGAAAGACUGGCCCCCCACCCUCCGUCUCCACAUGGUGUAUGGAUCUGUGGUCAUUGUCCCUCUGCAGAAUAAAGAUUGCUCAGGCCUGCCUGGCCCUGUG